Sphaeramia orbicularis (orbiculate cardinalfish) is the source of this 4629-nucleotide messenger RNA. RefSeq names its product ADAM metallopeptidase with thrombospondin type 1 motif, 13 (gene adamts13). NCBI's taxonomy places the organism in Eukaryota, Metazoa, Chordata, Actinopteri, Kurtiformes, Apogonidae. The coding region runs from base 237 to 4589 and encodes 1450 amino acids. The transcript has 29 exons. Gene Ontology annotation, biological process: extracellular matrix organization; proteolysis. Gene Ontology annotation, molecular function: metalloendopeptidase activity. The record is from RefSeq and is a predicted model, not a curated record. Gene Ontology annotation, cellular component: extracellular matrix.
GGCCUAGAUAUAAAUACAUUAUAAGCUGGUUCUCUGUCUUCCAGAUGCAAAUGCUUUAUUGAUUGUUGUAACUGAACUUCAGUUUGAUUAACGCUAAAUGACGAAGGAUAAGACAUGAGAUAAAUUAGUCACAAAACACACAGAAAAAAGGAAACAGCAGCCAAUGGUUUCACGGCUGGGAAAAGAACAGCAAAUGACGUGUGAGAUCAACUUUGUCCCUUUUGUUUACCUAAAACAUGUUACUCAUCCCCUCUUGGCUGGGUCCUGUCCUGCUGAGUAGGAGGAUCACAUAUUGUUCUAGUAUUAAGGCAGAGCAGGUAGAUGCACACAGGAAGAGGGAAAACAUGGUUUUUAUGACUCUGCUCUGUCUGCUGUUACUGCGGCCUGGCUUCUGCGCUCUAAUGACAUCUCCAUUGGACGAGGUAGGUGGAAAGCUGCGGGUGAACAGAAGCAUUGCGGUUAGUGAUUCCACUGCUCAGGACUUCUGCAAACUAACUCAACACUACUCCAGUCAAAAGGACAUCGCUGUCUAUCCUGGUUCUUCUUCUGAUGACUCAGUGAGCAGCCGGCUGCGUCGCUCAUCUCUAAUACCUGACAUCACACAUCUGGAACUACUGGUUGUGGUAGGACCUGACGUCUACCAGGUCCACAAGCAGGACACAGAAAGAUACAUCCUUACCAACCUCAACAUUGCCUCAGAGCUGCUGAGAGACAUGACCCUGGGCGCCAACAUGCGGGUGCACCUGGUCCGCAUGAUCAUCCUGUCAGAGCCAGAGCCAGAGAUCCAAAUGUCUACCAACAUCACCUCUUCUCUUAAAAGUGUGUGUAACUGGGGCAAAAGAAUAAACCCCUCAAAUGAUACGGACCCACUCCACGCUGAUCUUCUGCUGUACAUUACAAGGUAUGACCUGGUGUUACCGGAUGGAAACAAGCAGGUCAGAGGUGUAGCGCAGCUGGGUGGGGCAUGCUCAAGUGAAUGGAGUUGUGUGAUCACAGAGGAUACAGGCUUCGACCUUGGGAUUACCAUUGCUCAUGAAAUUGGCCACAGCUUUGGGAUCAACCAUGACGGAGUCGGAAACACCUGCAGCAGGAGUGGGUUCAUGAUGGCCUCUGAUGGAGGCUACAACAGUGUGGAUCUGACCUGGUCUCCGUGCAGCAGACAGCAGCUGCUCACAUUCUUCAGUAAAGGAAAAGCUGAAUGUGUAAAAGACCUGCCUGCACUAGGAGGGACCCUACAGGACUGGAAGCCUGGUCUAUACUAUGGAGUUGAUGACCAGUGUCGAAUAGCUUUUGGUAAAACUGCAAGAGCCUGCACUUUCACCAAUCCAGAUUUGCCUGCAUGCCGUGUUCUUUCCUGUCACAUUAAUCCUGAUGAUGACAGCUCUUGCAAACGUCUCUUGGUUCCACUGUUGGAUGGGACAGAGUGUGGACCUAAUGAGUGGUGUUUGAAGGGGCGUUGUGUGUCCCCAGAUGAGUUGGGGUCUUCUGUUGUGGUACAUGGUUCUUGGUCCAGCUGGUCUGAGUUCUCCCCAUGCUCACGUACAUGUGGUGGAGGCAUCACUCAUCGCACAAGGCAAUGCAACAACCCUAGACCUGCUUUUGGAGGGGAUGAAUGUGUGGGUCUGGAUAUUCAGGCUGAACUUUGUCACCAGCAGUCAUGUGAGCGCACCCAGCUGGAUUUCAUGGCAGAGCAGUGCUCCCAAACAGACCUCCACCCACUCUACCUGCUGCCAAACACAGCUUCUUUUUACACCUGGAUCCCCGCUGUGGGUUUCGCACAAGGGGAUGAGCAGUGCAGAUACAUGUGCCAGUCGAAAGGAGAAAACUUUAUAGUGAGCCGUGGUUCUCAGUUUGUGGAUGGAACUCGCUGUGAGUCAGACAACCCGCCUCCCUUUGGCUCCACAGCUGCUUGCCUACGAGGAGAAUGCCAGGUCUUUGGCUGUGACGGUGUGCUCGACUCUGGAAAAUUGGCGGAUGUGUGUGGGGUGUGCGGGGGAGAUGGAUCAUCUUGUACUUUGACCUCUGAUUCUUACUCUGGUGGUCAGACCAAGGAAUACACCACUUUUCUGUCUCUACCUAUAAAUGCGACACAGGUUCAUAUUAUAAACAGGGCUCCUCUGUUCACUCAUCUUGCUGUAAUGGUUCAGGAUCAGUACAUUGUAUCUGGAUUGGGUAUCAUGGCUUUGAACAUGACACACCCAUCCCCGCUGGAUGAUCACCACCUCGAGUAUCGUCUCCAUCUCACCCCUGACCUUUUACCACUGAUGGAGGAGCUGCUGCUGCCUGGACCAGUGCAACAGGAGAUAACUAUACAGGUCUACCGCAAAUAUGGGAAAGAAUAUGGUGAAAAAACAAAUCCAAAUAUUACCUACCAGUUCUAUGUACCAACUGAAAAUAGUGACUUGACAGCCACCACACCUAAGGGUAAAUGGGUGGACUUCACAACACCCUGUUCGGUCUCUUGUGGAUCAGGUGUGCAAAAACAUGAACAUGUCUGUAUGGAUGUAGACACCGAUGACCAUUUGAAAGAGGAAUAUUGUGAAGCGACCCCACCCCCCACUGCACUCUAUACAACCUGCCAACUCCCACCAUGCCCCCCCAGGUGGGAAACAGGGGAGUUUGGACCCUGUAAUGCAUCAUGUGGUGGAGGAGAGCGAGUACGUCCUCUUAGAUGUGUUCAGAAUCUUGGAACUGAUAUUGUGACAGUUACCAAUUCUGAAUGUCCAAAUGAUUCAACCCCACAUACUGUUGAAAAAUGUAAUACACACCACUGUCCUGCCAGAUGGCAUGCCUCAGAGCCAGGGGAAUGUUCAGCAGUGUGUGGGCCAGGAGAGGCAAAACGCACUGUCUCUUGUGUCCGGCAAGAAGCUGGCAAGGAUGUUGAAGUGGAUCACAGCUUCUGUUCAAAGCAGAUGAAACCACCUGAUUCAGUGCCCUGUGUGGUAACUGUCUGUCCCAUCGGGUGGGAAUCUAAAGGGCAGGAUGAGCCUAUAGUAAAGACUGGCUUGUUGCCACGAUCUAGACAAUCUCCUGUGUAUGUGUGGAGCCCUGUUAUCAGCCCAUGCUCAAAGACCUGUGGCAAUGGAACCCUGCAGGUGUGGUUUUCCUGUGUGGACCACCAGACCAGACUGGGUGUGUCUGACUUCCACUGUGAUGCUUCUACCAGACCUCUUCCUUAUUCUGAGAUUUGCAGCACAUCUGUGUGUCCUCCCAUGUGGCGCUCUAAGCAAGGAGUCUGCAGUGUAACAUGUGGAGGAGGGGUGGCCAACAGGGUGCUGUACUGCGCUAGAGAAAUAGAAGGGGAGGAGGUGGUAGUAGACGAUAUAGAAUGCCAAGACUUUCCUAAACCAGCAGCAGUGGUGACAUGUAACACCCAAAGCUGCCCAGCAAGGUGGAAAGUUCUGAGGACGUUGCCAUGCUCAGUGUCCUGUGGCUUGGGUGUAGCUCAGAGAACUGUAUCUUGUGUCCAGUUUGUCAAUGGAAAGGAGAGUGUGGUUUUAGAGGAAAACUGCCUUGCAGCUGUCAAACCGGCCAUCACAGUGCCCUGUCUGGUGCAGGUCUGCACCUUCAGAUGGGAGGUGACACCGUGGAGCCAGUGUUCGGUACCCUGUGGAUAUGGGAUCCAGUCCAGAGCAGUGUCAUGCAUGGGGCCCUCAAAGCCUGAGCCUCUCAGCCCCCUGUUUUGUAUGCACAUGCCUAAACCCAUCACCAUCCAGGGCUGCAACAUGGAGAGCUGCAGAGAUGUGUCACCCACCUCAGUCACCCCCAGCAUCACCACUGCAGCACCUUCUCACCUCACAGAGGGACCGCUGCUAUCCCCAGCUGUGAGCGUCAAAGACACGCCACAUCAUCCCACAGACAUUAUUCAUCCGAGGCCAACAGAGGGAGUCAUUAUUCCAGAGAAGGCAGUUACCACCCAAGCACCUAAAACCAGUGUGUGUGGACAGCUUCUGUUGGAAGAAUCAGGCACGGUGGACCUUAAAAAUGUGACUGGUCGCUGUACAGUAUCAAUAGGUCGACCCCUGGAUGAAGUGAUUCACAUUCAAGUGGAAUCAAGUGCCUUGAACUGCAAAAAAAAGGAAUAUGUGGCAUUUUUUGAUCGACUGGUAUUUGUGAGGAAGUGUGAGCACGCAACUGAUAGCGAACUGACCACCAGAACCAAUGUCCUGCUGGUGCGUCAGAAUCUGGUGACUGCUGGAAAUGGGGUGGUGCUAAAAUACAGCUCCCAGAAAAACACAAAGAAGAGCCACCAUCAGGAUUGUGACAUUCAACUGUUUUCCCCCAAUGGUGUCUUUGAGAAUCCAACAACCUCCAACACCAAUCACACCUGCAGAGUUCUCAUCAACGCUCCUCCAUCAGUGAAAAUCAAAAUCCAAGCUCUUCAUAUAGGAAUAGUAUUCAAUGCCACCAACUCUGAGUCUACAUUCAUUAUGAUCCGGGACAUGGAUGUCUUGAAGACCAAUGUGUUUAAAGGCCAACAGCUGUUCCUGUGGCACUCCUCUGGAAACAUGGCUGAGAUUGAAUUUCAUGGCGACUAUCUGCAUUCCGAAGGGAGCUUUAGAGCCGAAUAUUCAUUUAUUUAUCGCUGACCCUAGAUACAUUUUUUUAAGGUGGUCAGAACGUGUAAUA